GCAUCAGAAAAUGAACCAAAUGUUUGUGAUAAUAUCGAGGAAAAUGAAACUUUACCUGUUGUCAAAGAACAAAAACUCUCUGAUGUUGUUCAAAAUUUACAAGGCUUUUAUAAAGAAAAGGCUUCGACAGAGAUUUCAGUGCAAGUCUGGUUUAUUUGCGUGUUACAUUUAGCAAAUGAAAAAAAUCUUGAUAUAUUACCUAGUGAAGAUAUGAAAGACUUAAUAAUUACUAAAGAAUAG
Messenger RNA from Entrophospora sp. SA101, 240 nucleotides. Lineage: Eukaryota; Fungi; Glomeromycota; Glomeromycetes; Entrophosporales; Entrophosporaceae. The record is from the annotation of a GenBank genome assembly.